Molecule: messenger RNA, 1881 nt
Organism: Microcebus murinus (gray mouse lemur)
Lineage: Eukaryota; Metazoa; Chordata; Mammalia; Primates; Cheirogaleidae
Source: RefSeq, a predicted model, not a curated record
CCGGCUCCGGGCCACGCUCGCGCGUGCGCGCAAGGAACCAGCUACGGGUUUCCGCACGCUGAUCCGCACGAGGUGAAAGGGAAAUGGAGGACUCGGCCUCCUCUCCGGCGCCAAGGUCUGAGGCGGCUGCAGCCUCCAUCUCGAUUCCAAAGGCCCCGACCCAAGGGGAGCAGCUGGACAAAGAUCAGGUUAGAAAGGCACUGGAAGCUCUCUUCACAUAUUCCAAGUCCAGGAAAAACACUAAGGGAUUGCUUUUGGAUGAAAAUGAAAAUGUAUUUUUACUGGUGAUAUUAUGGACAAUUCCAAGUAAAGAACUGAGGGUCAGAUUGCCCUUGCCUUAUAGUAUUCGAACAGAUUUAGAAGAAGUCUGUUUAUUUACCAAGGAUGAACCCAAGAAAACUCCUGAACAGACAGAACAUUUCUAUAGAAAGCUUUUGAAUAAGCAUGGCAUUAAAACUGUAUCUCAGAUUAUCCCCUUCCACACUUUAAAAAAGGAAUAUAAAUCCUAUGAAGCAAAGCACCGCCUUCUUAAUAGUUUUGACCUCUUCCUUGCUGAUGCCAGAAUUAGGCGGCUUUUACCCACAUUCAUGGGGAAACAUUUUUAUCGUAGGAAGAAAGUUCCAGUAUCUGUAAACCUUCUGACCAAGAAUUUAUCAAAAGAGAUCAGUCAAUCUAUAGGUGGAACAACCUUAAACAUCUCUAAAAGUGGUUCUUGCAGCGCUAUACGCAUUGGUCACACUGCAAUGCAGAUUGAGCACAUCAUUGAAAACAUUGUUGCUGUCACAAAAGGACUUUCAGAAAAAUUGCCGGAGAAGUGGAAGAGUGUGAAACUCUUGUAUGUGAAAAAUGAGAGAUCGGUUGCCCUCCCCAUCUUUUCCUCAUUCGUCACCAGUCGGGAUGAUCACUCCUACUUCAUAAGAUGCAUGUUUGACAAUGAGUUGAAAACUGAGUUUGGGGUUCAGGUGCUGGCAACAAAGAAAAAACAAGGAAAAAGCCUUCUUAAAAAACCAAAGGGGAAGAAGAGAAACAGAAAGGUAAAGAAACAGGCUGCAUUAGUCCUAACAAAAGAUGACGUGGCCCCUAAAAUUAGUGGUGUGCCAGAGAAGACACCUGGAUCCCAGAAGGAAAAGACCCCGGAGCAUGGGAAGAAGAAGAAAAAACAUGGCAAAGUAAAAGCCCAACUUGAAGUCACAAAUGAAUCUGAAGAUGAAAUUCCACAGCUAGUACCAAUAGAAACAGCUCCAGCUAAAGAAAAUGUAGAGACUCAAAAACAUGCCACGGGAAAGAAGUCGCCAAGAAAGAGUCCUGGUCCCAACACACCUCGUGGGAAGAAGAGAAAGGCCUUGCCAGCAUCAGAAACCCCGAGUGCUGUGGAGCCUGAGACCCCAGGUAAAAGGCUGGGGAAGAAGCCGAAAAUCAUAGAAGAGGUGGAGAAAGAAAGACACCCUUUGAAGGUGAAAAAAGACCCAAGACAGACACCAAAAAAGGCAGAGGCCAAGGUCUUUGCCACUUCUACUAAAUCUGCAAGAAAGGCUCCCCAUACCCAGAAAGGAUUGCCCAAAAAACCCAAAGUCCCUCAGUCAUCCUAAAGUCAGCGAUACAACCAGAGGUAGCAUCAAAGCUACCUGAAAAGCUUUUUAGAAACACUUGCAUCCUGACCCCCCUUGCAGCCUUCUCCAAGCAUGAGACCUAGACUCAAAUAUUUUUUACAGCUUCCAUAGGUAAUUUUGAUGUAUGUUCCUGGGUGUAAAAACCAGUGGUUUGAAGUAAAAUCUAUUUUUUAAUUAUUGUUCUGUGUAUUUGCUAGUAUAAUAUAUAAUAGAGUGCCUCUCUGUGGUUGCGUUUAUUAUUAAAGUAUAACAUUGCUUCUGGCAUUCCAAA